UUCACUGAAUAUCCUUCACUCAACACGGUUAUCUUCCAAUUAAGAGUCUUUCCCUAGUGCAUUGUCUGGUUCCCUAAGUUGUUAAGGAAAAUGGCUUCCUCCAAGGUUUUCCUUCUUCUCGGUCUUGCCUUUGCAGUUGUUCUUCUCAUCUCCUCAGAGGUCUCAGCUCGUGAGCUCGCUGAGACUACUACCCAAGAGGCUGUGCAAACUGACUCUGUGGAGGAGGCCAAGUAUGGCGGCCAUGGGUACGGGCAUGAAUAUGGCCACGGCCACGGACACGGAAAAGGACACCGCGGUAAACCAGGUCAUGGUGGUCACCCAGGACAUGGUGCUGCUGGCGAAACUGAAACCGACCAAAACUAGACAAAUCCCUUAUCUAUGGUGUCUGCAUGUAUGUGUUUAGUAAUAAGAUGUAGUAAUCUAAGCUUGUAUGCCAAUAAUUAAGGUCGCUGGUUGUCGAUCUGUAGGUGUCAUGUAAGCUUUAUCUUUGUGCUUUUUGUCGUAUUUCUUUCUGCUUUUUAUUAUUAAUUAUCAUAACGUGCUUAAUCCAAA
Molecule: messenger RNA, 552 nt
Organism: Carya illinoinensis
Lineage: Eukaryota; Viridiplantae; Streptophyta; Magnoliopsida; Fagales; Juglandaceae
Product: glycine-rich protein DC7.1-like
Exons: 2
Coding region: 91-363 (90 amino acids)
Source: RefSeq, a predicted model, not a curated record